AUGACAGGUAUCCCUCAUGAUUUUUUUGUUCAAGAGACUCAAAGAUUAGGUUUUGUUUUGCCUCCUCAAGGUCAAUAUGCUGUUGGCAAUGUCUUUUUUAAACCUGAACCUGCUGUCAUGGAGGAAAGUAAACAAAUCUUUGAACAAAUCGCUGAUUCUUUAAAUCUGAAGGUUUUGGGUUGGCGUGAAGUCCCAAAAGAUAAUUCUAUCUUAGGUCCUGCUGCUAUAUCACGUGAACCCAUCAUUUUUCAACCUUUUCUCACUUUAACAAGUCAUUUCAACACAUCCUUAAAUCAAAAUGCUCUUGAAAAUGUUAACGAUGUUGAAAUCAACAGCAUUAAUAAUUUUGACGAUAGUUAUUUUGCUCGUCAGCUUUAUAUUCUACGAAAACAAGCUACUCAUACAAUCACUGUCAAAAAAUGGUUUUACAUUUGUUCACUUUCAAACAAAAAUAUUGUUUACAAAGGUCAAUUGUCUCCUGUUCAAGUUUACAAUUAUUUUUACGAUUUGAGAAAUGUCUCUUACAAAACUCAUUUAGCUUUGGUUCAUUCCCGUUUCUCAACAAACACCUUUCCUUCUUGGGACAGGGCUCAACCUAUGAGAUGGUGUGCUCAUAAUGGUGAAAUUAACACCUUACGUGGUAAUAAAAAUUGGAUGAGAGCUCGUGAGGGUAUAAUGAAAUCUGAUUUAUUCGGUCAAGAAUUGGAUUUAUUGUAUCCUAUAAUAGAAGAUGGUGGUUCUGAUUCUGCUGCUUUUGAUAAUGUCUUGGAAUUAUUGGUUAUAAAUGGUGUUUUAACUCUACCUGAAGCUGUUAUGAUGAUGAUUCCUGAAGCUUGGCAAAAUAAUCAUUCAAUGGAACCUGAAAAAAAGGGCCUUUUAUCAAUGGGCUGCCUAUAUUGUGGUGCUAGUUUGGACCGUAAUGGUCUAAGACCAUGUAGAUUUUAUUUAACAAAUGAUGAUUUAAUGAUAUGUGCAUCUGAGGUUGGAACCAUGUUUAUUGAUCCUGGAAGCAUCAUUCAAAAAGGUCGUUUACAACCUGGCAAAAUGUUGUUGGUUGAUACUGAUGAAGGUCGUAUAGUUGAUGACAAAGAACUAAAAUUAUCUGUUGCUAGCAGAGAAAAUUUUAAAUCUUGGAUUGAUAAUCAAAUGAUUACUCUGGAUCAUAUAACUUCUCUAUAG
Molecule: messenger RNA, 1179 nt
Organism: Entrophospora sp. SA101
Lineage: Eukaryota; Fungi; Glomeromycota; Glomeromycetes; Entrophosporales; Entrophosporaceae
Source: the annotation of a GenBank genome assembly